Molecule: messenger RNA, 1179 nt
Organism: Coprinopsis cinerea okayama7#130
Lineage: Eukaryota; Fungi; Basidiomycota; Agaricomycetes; Agaricales; Psathyrellaceae
Product: protein kinase subdomain-containing protein PKL/CAK/ACAD
Exons: 7
Coding region: 1-1179 (392 amino acids)
Source: RefSeq, a predicted model, not a curated record
AUGUCUGAACAGCAGCAACCAAAGAAGAUUGGCGGCGAAUAUGGCGAGAUUCGCGCCAAUAUCGAUAUUGACAGUCUGAACAGGUAUUUGGACCAGAACACGUCAAUCAAAACCCCUGUCGCCGUGAAGCAGUUCAAGUUUGGACAGUCGAACCCCACCUACUUCUUGACCGCUGCCGAUGGAGUGAAAUUCGUGCUUCGCAAGAAACCCGCCGGCCAACUUCUUUCGCCCACCGCUCACCAAGUUGAACGUGAAUACCAGAUCCUGGCUGCCCUCCACAAACACAACCUCAAGCCCACGACUCCAACGGAGAAGAAAGUGCCGGUCCCUGAACCUAUCAUCCUCUGCGAGGAUUCCUCAGUUGUGGGCACUCCCUUCUAUAUCAUGGAGUUCUUGGAUGGGCGUAUCUUCACCGACGUGCGGAUGCUUGAGGUUUCGCCAAAGGACCGCAGGGAGUGCUGGCUCUCUGCCGUCGGUGCCCUUGCCGCUCUGGGCUCCGUCGAUCCCAAAGAAGUCGGCCUCGAAAAGUUUGGCCCCUCAUCCGACUACUUCCCUCGCCAAAUCAAAUCCCUUUCUCGCGUGUCAAGCGCACAAGCAGAGGCAGUCGACAUCGAUACCGGACGAAAGGUUGGAAACAUCCCAUUCUACGACGAGUUGGUUGCAUGGUACCGCGCCAACCUCCCUGACGAAAAGAAACUCGGUCUCCGUAUUGUCCAUGGAGACUAUAAACUGGAUAACCUCAUCUUCCAUCCUACCGAGAACUAUGUCAUUGGGAUCUUGGACUGGGAGCUUUGCACCCUUGGUAGCCCUCUCGCGGAUCUGGGUAACCUUACCCAACCAUGGGCCAUCGACCUGAAGAACCUCUCCGAUGCUCCAGGUUUCCUUCGAGGAUUUAAGAACACCACCGUUGACGUUCCUAUUCCUCUUGAAGAUCUUGAGCGUGAAUACUGCAGACUCCUCAAGCAGCCAUACCCCAUUGUGGAAAUGGUGUUCGUCCGCAGUUGGAUGUUGUUCAGGCUGGCCGUCAUCUCGCAAGGAAUUGCAGCUCGCUACGCCCGUCGACAAGCGAGCUCGGAACAUGCUCAUAUCCAUGCUACAUUGUUCCCCAUCGUCGGAAAGCUGGCGCGGCUCGUGUUGGAGGACGAGGGUAUCACUCUUACACCCAAGGCCAAGUUCUAG